GAACCAAACAUUUGGCUAACUCAGCGGAAGCUUUGAGCCGGUCCAGUGUUUCCCAUCGGACACUUAAAACAACGGACCAAAAGCAGCAGGCGAAAUGGAAGUGAAAAAGGCGAACGCAGCCAUGCUCAGCAACUAUGAGGUGUUCAAACUCCUCACGGACCUCAAGGAGCAGAGGAGAGACGCCGGGAAGAGCAAACACAGCGUCAGGCAGCAGAACCUCAACACCAUCAUGUAUGAGACCCUGAAGUACCUGUCGAAGACGCCGUGCAGCAGACAAAGCCCCGAGAUCAUCAAGGAGUUCCUCACCACCAUGAAGCAUCACAAGCUCACCAAGGCAGAAAAACUGCAGCUGCUAAACCACCGGCCGCAGACUGCAGUGGAAAUCCAGCUGAUGGUGGAGGAGAGUGAGGAGCGGCUGUUGGAGGAGCAGAUCGAGGAGCUCAUCCAGAACGUGGCAGACCUCCUCCCAGGUGACCCGGAGCAGGAAAACAAAGCUGCGGCCGACGCCAGGAUGGACGAAGGCGGUGAACAGUCGUGACACGGUGACGGGCGCGAGCAUGACCCGCAUGCGGAGAGAACUGCCGAUGAGUCUGAACAGGUUGCAGAACUGCUUUUUAAAUGCACCAGUUUGCAUCAAAAAACAACACAAAGACAGGAUGCACAGAGACGGCAAGACCACGGCUGAAAGAGGAGAGUUGUUAUUUGUCCUCGUAUAUUUCGCUGAUAAUAAACAGUUUGGACCAAAACACGGUCGCUGGCUUUUACACAAAGGCGAUAAGUCUCUUUUUAAAAUAUUUAAAUAUUGAACAGAAAAGUGAUCUCAAAAAGGGGCGUUAUUCCUUUGAAAUGUCAUGUGUCAUAGGACAUAAAUGUAAAUGAUGGCCUUAAACAGACAAUAUUGUUUUUUACAUCUACAGUUUAUGUUCCCGUUCAAUAACAUGACAUACAGUGUUCCUUCUUAAUAUA
Fundulus heteroclitus (mummichog) is the source of this 966-nucleotide messenger RNA. RefSeq names its product calcitonin gene-related peptide-receptor component protein (gene crcp). Gene Ontology annotation, molecular function: nucleotide binding. Gene Ontology annotation, cellular component: RNA polymerase III complex. The record is from RefSeq and is a predicted model, not a curated record. Bases 95 to 538 code for a protein of 147 amino acids. Gene Ontology annotation, biological process: transcription initiation at RNA polymerase III promoter. Lineage: Eukaryota; Metazoa; Chordata; Actinopteri; Cyprinodontiformes; Fundulidae. The transcript is spliced from 6 exons.